Messenger RNA from Lacerta agilis (Sand lizard), 4876 nucleotides. RefSeq names its product DNA topoisomerase II alpha (gene TOP2A). Gene Ontology annotation, molecular function: ATP binding; DNA topoisomerase type II (double strand cut, ATP-hydrolyzing) activity; DNA binding. The coding region runs from base 75 to 4763 and encodes 1562 amino acids. NCBI's taxonomy places the organism in Eukaryota, Metazoa, Chordata, Lepidosauria, Squamata, Lacertidae. The record is from RefSeq and is a predicted model, not a curated record. Gene Ontology annotation, cellular component: nucleus. Gene Ontology annotation, biological process: apoptotic chromosome condensation; resolution of meiotic recombination intermediates; sister chromatid segregation. The transcript is spliced from 35 exons.
GCCGCUUCCCACCCCCCACAGUCCCCGCUAGCUCUGUUGUUUCCUCGACACCCAUCGCUCCGAACGGUUCCACCAUGGACUUAGAAGACUCCUUUUCCCCGCUCAAGCCAGUAGAUGCAAACCCUAAAGUGGGUAAGAUCACGGAUGGAGAUUCAAAAAAGAGGCUAUCUGUUGAAAGAAUAUACCAGAAGAAAAGCCAGCUGGAGCAUAUAUUGCUUCGGCCUGAUACCUACAUUGGCUCUGUGGAACAAGUGACUCAGCAAAUGUGGGUGUUUGAUGAAGAUGUUGGACUGAACUGCAGGGAUGUUACCUUCGUACCUGGCCUUUAUAAAAUAUUUGACGAAAUCCUAGUCAAUGCUGCUGAUAACAAGCAGAGAGAUAAGAACAUGUCAUGUAUCAAAGUUAUGAUUGACCCAGAGAAUAACACAAUCUCUGUGUGGAACAACGGAAAAGGGAUUCCUGUUGUAGAGCACAAAGUAGAAAAAGUCUAUGUGCCGGCUCUUAUUUUUGGACAGCUUUUAACCUCCAGCAAUUAUGAUGAUGAUGAGAAGAAAGUCACAGGUGGCCGAAAUGGUUAUGGAGCAAAACUGUGCAACAUCUUCAGUACCAAAUUUACUGUGGAAACUGCAUGUGGAGAAUAUAAGAAGCACUUUAAGCAGACUUGGACUAAUAAUAUGUCUAAGGCUGGAGAGAUGAAAUUGAAGUACUUUGAUGGUGAGGACUUCACAUGUAUCACCUUCCAACCUGAUCUGUCAAAAUUUAAAAUGACCGCACUGGACAAAGAUAUUGUGGCUCUGCUGUCUCGGAGAGCUUAUGAUAUUGCAGGAUCAAGUAAAGGUGUCAAAGUUUUCUUGAAUGGAAAGAAGCUACUUGUCAAUGGAUUCCGCAGUUAUGUAGAUCUGUAUAUAAAGGACAAAGUGGAUGAAACUGGCAAUCUACUGAAAGUAGUCUAUGAAAAAGUGAAUGAUCGGUGGGAAGUCUGUGUAACAAUGAGUGAAAAGGGCUUCCAGCAAGUCAGCUUCGUCAACAGCAUUGCUACAACAAAGGGUGGUAGACAUGUAGACUAUGUUGCUGACCAGCUUGUCACCAAACUCAUUGACGUGGUAAAGAAAAAGAACAAAGUUGGAGUUUCAGUGAAGCCUUUCCAGGUGAAGAAUCACAUGUGGAUCUUUGUAAACUGCUUGAUUGAAAAUCCAACUUUUGACUCCCAAACAAAGGAGAACAUGACCCUUCAAGCAAAGAGCUUUGGCUCAACAUGCAAGUUGAGCGAAAUGUUUAUCAAGGGGGUAAGCAGUUGUGGCAUAGUAGAUAACGUUUUGAACUGGGUCAGAUUUAAAGCCCAGGCUCAGCUGAACAAGAAAUGUUCUUCUGUAAAACACAGUAGAAUUAAAGGGAUACCUAAACUAGAUGAUGCCAAUGAUGCUGGGAGCAAGAAUUCUACCAGCUGUACCCUUAUUUUGACGGAAGGUGAUUCAGCUAAAACUCUAGCUGUUUCUGGUCUUGGAGUUGUGGGCAGGGACAAAUUUGGAGUGUUUCCUCUGCGGGGAAAGCUGCUUAAUGUUCGGGAAGCCUCCCACAAACAGAUAAUGGAGAAUGCUGAAAUCAACAACAUUAUCAAGAUAGUUGGCCUGCAAUAUAAGAAGAACUAUGAUGAUGAAGAAUCACUAAAGAGUCUCCGUUAUGGGAAAAUAAUGAUAAUGACAGAUCAGGAUCAAGAUGGUUCUCACAUCAAAGGCUUGCUGAUAAACUUCAUACAUCAUAACUGGCCAUCUCUUCUGAGACACUGUUUCCUGGAAGAGUUCAUUACUCCCAUUGUAAAGGUUUCCAAAAACAAAGAGGAGAUUUCUUUCUAUAGCAUUCCUGAAUAUGAAGAAUGGAAAGCCAGCAAUCCUAACUACAAAAACUGGAAGAUCAAGUACUACAAAGGUCUGGGUACCAGCACAGCAAAGGAAGCAAAAGAGUACUUUGCAGAGAUGAAAAGGCACCGAAUACCUUUCAAGUAUUCUGGCCCUGAAGAUGAUGCUGCGAUUACUCUGGCCUUUAGCAAAAAAAAGAUUGAUGACCGAAAGGAGUGGCUGACAAACUUCAUGCACGAUCGAAGGCAGAGGAAGCUUCAUGGCCUUCCAGACGUUUACUUAUAUGGCAAAAGUACAAAUUACCUGACCUACAAUGAUUUUAUCAACAAAGAACUUGUCCUCUUCUCAAAUUCUGACAAUGAGCGAUCCAUUCCAUCACUGGUUGAUGGACUGAAACCAGGUCAGAGGAAAGUUCUGUUCACAUGCUUCAAACGAAAUGACAAGCGGGAGGUGAAGGUUGCCCAGUUGGCUGGAUCAAUAGCUGAGAUGUCCUCUUACCACCAUGGAGAGAACUCACUGAUGAUGACCAUCAUCAAUUUGGCUCAGAAUUUUGUGGGCAGCAACAAUCUCAACCUGCUUCAGCCCAUUGGCCAGUUUGGCACCAGGCUGCAUGGUGGGAAAGACUCUGCCAGCCCUCGAUACAUCUUCACAAUGCUCAGCUCGUUGGCACGUUUGGCUUUCCCAGCAGCGGAUGACAGUGUACUGAAAUUUCUGUAUGAUGACAACCAACGGGUUGAGCCUGAAUGGUACAUUCCAAUCAUUCCCAUGGUGCUAAUCAAUGGUGCUGAGGGCAUUGGAACUGGCUGGUCAUGCAAGAUUCCAAACUAUGAUGUCCGAGAAGUGGUGAAUAACAUUCGGCGCAUGCUAGAUGGAGAUGAGCCACUUCCAAUGCUUCCAAGUUACAAAAAUUUCAAGGGGACAAUAGAUGCUCUGGGACAAAACCAGUACCUUGUCAAUGGAGAGGUGUCUAUUCUUGAUUCGACCACCAUUGAAAUUUCUGAACUUCCUGUUCGGACAUGGACCCAGGUAUAUAAAGAACAGGUUCUGGAGCCUAUGCUGAAUGGCACAGAGAAGACUCCCCCCCUAAUAACAGACUACAAAGAGUAUCACACCGAUACCACAGUCAAAUUCAUCGUAAAAAUGAGUGAGAAGAAUCUGGUGGAGGCAGAGGCUGCUGGUCUACACAAGGUCUUCAAACUUCAGACUUCUCUUUCCUGCAACAACAUGGUACUCUUUGACCACGUUGGGUGCCUGAAGAAAUAUGAGACUGCAGAGGAUAUUCUGCGGGAAUUCUAUGAGCUCAGGCUGCGCUAUUAUAGCUUAAGGAAAGACUGGCUUGUUGGGAUGUUGAGUGCGGAAUCUGCAAAACUGAACAACCAGGCUCGCUUUAUCCUCGAAAAAAUAGAAGGCAAAAUAGUGAUUGAGAAUAAACCCAAGAAAGAAUUGAUACAGGUCCUUAUCCAGAGGGGUUAUGAUUCUGAUCCAGUAAAGAAAUGGAAAGAAUCUCAACAGAAGUGCAAUGAAGAGAUUGAUGAAGAAGAGGGAGACAGUGAUAAAGAAACUGCAUCUGCUGCAGCCUCUGGACCAGAUUUUAACUACCUUCUGAACAUGCCUCUCUGGUACCUGACGAAGGAAAAGAAGGAUGAGCUCUGCAAGCAAAGGGGUGACAAAGAAGUUGAGCUGGAAAACCUGAAGCGAAAGGCUCCUAAUGACUUAUGGAGAGAAGAUCUUGCUGCCUUUGUUGAAGCUCUUGAAGAGCAAGAAAACAAGGAAAAAGAGGAUGAGAUGGCUGGGACUGCAGGCAAGGCCAACAAAGGGAAAGGAGGAAAGUUGAAAGUAAAGAAGCAGCAGCUGCAGGAGAUUAUGCCCUCUCCACAUGGCCGGAGGGUCAUCCCCCGUGUGACUGAGGAGAUGAAAGCAGGUGCAGAGAAGAAAUUAAAAAGGAAAAUCAAGAGUGAAACAACUAAGCCUAGUGGGAUUCAAGAAGAAGAUGCACCAGCAUGCGAUGAGGAACCAAUGACUCUUAAACAAAGAUUGGCAAAGAAAUUUAAAACAGAACCAGGUACCAAGAAACAAUCCACACUGCCAUUCAAGCCAGUAAAAGAAACAAAGAAAAACUCUUGUUCUGACUUGGAUUCAGACGACAGUGAUGGUGGUGGUGAUAUGGAGGUUGUGCUGUCUUCUGAAAACAUGUCAAGCCGCCCAGCAAAAGCAAAAGCAGUGUGUGUGUCAGAUUCAAGCCUAAGUGGCACUGGUGGUGACAUCCAAGAACUGGAUGAGAAUGCUGCAUCUGAUGAAAAUUCAGAGGUUCCAGCUGCAAAACAGAAUACUAUUUCUAUGAAAGCCAAGGGACGUAAAGGCAAAGAAGCCAUCAAACCACAAGGGGUACAGAGCACCAUCUCCAUUCACGUUGAGGACUAUGAUGCAGGCAAACCAGUUACAGCAGCCUCUUCUCUGCCUGCUACCCUUGAUGUGCCAGCCAAGCCUGCUCCCAAAAAGAGAGCUCCAGCCAAGAAAACAGCAAAGGGAGCUGAAGGCAAUCAGCCUUCUAUUAUGGAUGCUUUCUCUAAGAAGAAGACAACUGCAAAACCCAGCAAGGCAACAGCAGCUAAAAGUUCGGAAUCCAGCACGGAUGAAGCAGCCUCCCAAAAGCGUGCACCUGCCAAGAUGAGGAAACCUGCCAAAAGGAAGGUUUCUAGCUCUGACGACUCUGAUUCUGACUUUGGCCCAGCUCUUAAAAGAACUACAGCAAUUAAGAAAUCCAACAAGAUUGAUGAGUCAUUUUCCCCUGAAAUAAGCUCAGAUGAGGACUUGCCUGUUCCAACUGUCGCACGUGAAAGGUUGAGUCGGCCCAGGAAAGUUGUCAAAUACCUUGAGGAAUCGGACAACGAGCUAUUGGGAAUUUAAAGCACCUUGUUCAAAAAUGAGAUGUCUGCCUUUUGAUGUUUUAACAUUAUGUCUGUCCCUGUAAAUAUUUGACACUGUUCACUAUCAUUUUUAUCUUAAUAAACGUUUUUUUU